This is a messenger RNA of Pomacea canaliculata, 1196 nucleotides long. RefSeq names its product angiopoietin-related protein 1-like. Bases 44 to 637 code for a protein of 197 amino acids. The transcript has 2 exons. NCBI's taxonomy places the organism in Eukaryota, Metazoa, Mollusca, Gastropoda, Architaenioglossa, Ampullariidae. The record is from RefSeq and is a predicted model, not a curated record.
UUCCGACUACGGGAUAAAUGGACAAGUGGAGUCAGCCAUACGGAUGGUAUUACCUACAAAUAACAUUACAUUUCCAAUCAAUUGUUUCAAUGAGUAUUCUACUGUGAUGAUUAGACGGAACAACAAAAUCAAUUUUACGAGAUCUUGGCGAGAGUACCGCGAGGGGUUCGGUAAUUUAAGUGAAACCCAUUGGCUGGGACUUGAACAGAUCCACCUGUUGACGUCACAGAAUCGCAGCUACCGACUUGUAGUACAGGUAGAGCAGCCAAAUGGCACACUCCUGCAGGCCGCUUACAAUAACUUCAAAGUGAAGGACGAGAAGUCUCUGUAUCAGUUUACCUUUGACAGUAUCAAACUUUCACCAAGCCCUGCCGGCGACUGUCUGUCUGAUCUGCGCGGCGCCAACUUCAGCACCUACGACAGCGACAACGACGGCGACAGCAGCGUCAACUGCGCAAGUCGUCACAGCGGCGGCUGGUGGUUCCGUGGCAACACGUGCAGCACGUGCAACCCCACGGGUCAGCUGCUGCAGCCCGCCAACGGCCUGAGGACGGGAGUGGACAGCGAGGUCUUCUGGAUCAAAGACCUUGGAAAUGUCGCGCCCUACAGGAUCUCGAUGAGACUAAGGCCACUAUAAUAAUAUUGGAGGCAGUUUUUUCUUGACUGACUCUGAUAAAUACAUGCGUUGUCUUUAUUGCCAUGUCCUUUGCAUGGAGAAUUCAACUGAAAGGGAUAACCUCGUAAAACUAUUUACAUUAUUAGCUUACAGAUGUACGUGAAGACAUAUACACAGAUGUAUACAUUACUCCAUCUAAGUAGUCACAUCCAAUUGGUCAUAGAAUGUAUCAAAACAGGAUAACAUAUCUGAACAUAAUAACUGUAACAUAAUAAUCACCGAUAAGUAUCUGAUAAAGCCAAUAUACUGUCUAUAAAUCUUAUCUAAACAUAUUUUGGCUUCAGUGUAUUUUUAUAUAUUGAUUUUCGUUGAUAUGUUUGCAAGCAUCCUAAAUUUAUUAACAUUUGUAUUAUACCGGAUGUUGUUUUAAUAUUGUAAUAGUCUGUUAAAUUCUAAAAAUGUGGAUUGUCUCAUGCUUAUCAAACAUUUAAAUUUCCUAGAGUUUAUGUCAUACUAUCUAGUUCAAUCAAUCCACCUAGAAUUUCAGAAUUUAUUACUAUUCAUUAAUGCGUCCCGUUAU